Molecule: messenger RNA, 821 nt
Organism: Emiliania huxleyi CCMP1516
Lineage: Eukaryota; Haptophyta; Isochrysidales; Noelaerhabdaceae
Exons: 3
Source: RefSeq, a predicted model, not a curated record
AUGCUUGCGAGCUCCACCAAGCACGAAUUCUCUCCCGACGAGGUGGCGUGGUACACGCCGACGUACCUUGGCAGCAACGCUAUGGGAGGCUCCGCGAGAGCCUGGCCUAGGGACAACGUUCCUGGAGACGAGCGGGCUUACCUGCCGUUCUGGGGUGGUGCUGGGGCUCGUUCGGGCUGCUGCCACAGCUCGCUGACAUCAGGCGCUGCGUGGGGCCAGACGUUCGACCUCUACGACUCGAGCUUGUUCGACAAGCAGGCGCCCGUGAGCGACCUGUCAUACGCCGACAGCACGACGGGACGGCCGUGGGCCGAGUGCGGCCAAUACACAAGCCAAUGGUGGGGCGUCGACCUCGGGAGCGAGGUGUAUGUGCGCUACGUGCGGCUGCAGAACCGCAACGACUGCUGCGCGGAGCGGCUGACGGACGUCGACAUCUAUCUCGGCACGACGGCAGAGACGUACACGGGCAACGCGCUGGUGAAGUCAGACGUGAGCGUGUUGUCGAACGUGAUGUUGGAGGUGGAGAUCAACGCGUUGGGGCGCUACAUCUACCUCAACCGGCCGUCUGCGGCGGGGCUGACGGUGUGCAAGUUCUACGACUCGAGCUUGUUCGACAAGCAGGCGCCCGUGAGCGACCUGUCAUACGCCGACAGCACGACUGGACGGCCGUGGGCCGAGUGCGGCCAAUACACAAGCCAGUGGUGGGGCGUCGACCUCCGGAGCGAGGUGUAUGUGCGCUACGUGCGGCUGCAGAACCGCAACGACUGCUGCGCGGAGCGGCUGACGGACGUCGACAUCUAUCUCGGCUCGACGGCGGAGAC